Messenger RNA from Acytostelium subglobosum LB1, 1635 nucleotides. RefSeq lists its product as hypothetical. Gene Ontology annotation, molecular function: toxin activity. Lineage: Eukaryota; Evosea; Eumycetozoa; Acytosteliales; Acytosteliaceae. The transcript has 3 exons. The record is from RefSeq and is a predicted model, not a curated record. The coding region runs from base 1 to 1635 and encodes 544 amino acids.
AUGACAUCAACAUUAGUUGAUUAUCCACGUAUCACUGAUGUGUCUGGAAAGGAUACCGAGGAGCUGGAGGCCAGUGAGAUGGGCAAGAGAGUGGUUGAUGCAAUCAAGAAGAAUCCAAUGCAAAUCAUUCCAUUCUGUAUGAUGUGCAAUGCGUUGGACAUCAAGGAUCCAUUCCAAGUCGUUGCCGAUAUCAAGAAGGAUGGCCUCAAAGUUGACAAAGAAGAUAUCAACAUCAUCUUCCAAUCAGUCAUUGGAUGUAUCCCAGUGAUUGGAUCAUUGAUGCAAGGUGUGUUCCAGUUGUUUUGGAAACGUGCAUCCCCAGCUGAUGAGGUAACAAAGGAGGAGUUGGACAAGAAGUUGUCAGAGUUGAAGAAGGAGAUCAUUGGAAUCAUUGAUUCAAAGAUCAAGGACAGUGAGAUCAGAAUGUGGACUGAUAUCUGUGGCACUGUUCUGGAGAACUUGAGGGGCUCCUGUGGUGAUAUGAAGUCUGACCUGGCUGCGUUGGUCUACAAGCUGGAGCAUAAUGAAGUGAUCAAGGCUGACUUCCUAUCAGACAUCCGAACCAAGAUUGCAUUGGUUCGCGAUCACAGUCGAGCCCUGAAGAACUUCUGUGCCAAUCCCAAGUACCUUCAAUUUGUCGUCAAGUUUUAUGUUGAAGCAUUGUUUGUGGAUAUCUCAUUGCAUGGACUGAUCAAUGCCUUCUGGUAUCAACUCAACUAUGAUGAGAUAUUUGUGUCGGGAAGGAAGCCGGACAAGUUAUCACCAAAUGGUGUCAAGUCCAACUCUGAGAAGUUGCAUGAGAAGAUCACACGAGGCCUUUCACUCAUCGCCUACCACGCACACCCCAAUGAUGGAUACGAUGGCUUCAAGGAUACUGCCCACUUGUUGCUCAAGAGUGAUGUGUUCAUGUAUCCAGUGCCACUGAUCAUGUACAACGGAGCUAAUGACAAGGAGAUGUUUGAGUCUAUCCCUGAAGAUGGUGUGCCAGAGAAGGAGAUCAAGUUGCCAAACAUGCCUAGCGCCUACAUCAUGAGGAUGGAUGGCAGGGACUUGUUCAGGCAUAGCUUUAACAAGUCUGGAUUGGGCGAUUACCGAAUGGAGAGAGGAGACUGGGUUGAACCCAUCACUCUCUGCCAAGGCAACCCGUAUUCAUUGGUCGAGAUGAGGAACUACAUCAUCACUCUGGACCAGCCCAGGAACAUCACACUUCGUUUCUACGGCCAGUAUGAGAAUGAUCAGAAGAUUAUUGAACUGACUGGAUCUGAUGGAGAUGGCAACCCAUUCAAGUUUGAGUUGAACCCCAUCAAGUACAAGUAUGGAGCACUAAGAUCCUAUCCCCAGGGCAACACAUAUGAUGGCUCUACCAAUCAAAGGUUUGUGUUCAAGUCUGGAUUUGCUGUGAGCAAGACCUUCAAGAAUGUUACUAUUAUGGAUUUCAAGAUCACCGCAAUGUCAUACCAGAGCCACUUAUUCUUUGUGGAGUUCAUGGUCGUUCCAGAACCAUCAAUCAUAGCUGAGGCUGCGGAAGGAGACCAGGAAGAGGACGAGGAGGAGGAGGAAUUUGGUGAGGAGGAUCAAGUUCAGGAGGAGGACGAGAACUAUUGGUGGGAGGAGUCGGACGAGGACGAGCAAUAG